AUGUCUUCAUUCAAUCCUUUAGCUACUAUUUUGAGUCAAAAACCAAUGGAUGGUACAAACUACAAACAAUGGAAAACAAAUCUGGAUAUUGAUCUUCAAUAUGUAAAGCUCAAUUUUGUUCUGACCACCCCUAUACCGGCGCAGCCUGCUGAAGAUGCGCCUGAGGCAACAAAGGCCCAAUUUCAGCAGGAGAAGGAGAAAUGGGAGAAGGCAAAUGUGGCAGUUCGCUGUUACAUUUUAGCCAGUCUUGCCAAUCACCUUCAGGAGCAGGUAAACAUGGUUGAGAGUGGAGCAGCUAUGCUCCAGACUCUUGAUGGCAUGUUUGCUACAUCCAGCAGCUCUGCUAGGUAG
Messenger RNA from Gastrolobium bilobum, 351 nucleotides. RefSeq lists its product as uncharacterized. The transcript has a single exon. The record is from RefSeq and is a predicted model, not a curated record. NCBI's taxonomy places the organism in Eukaryota, Viridiplantae, Streptophyta, Magnoliopsida, Fabales, Fabaceae. Bases 1 to 351 code for a protein of 116 amino acids.